This is a messenger RNA of Solenopsis invicta (red fire ant), 2541 nucleotides long. Its product is annotated as dentin sialophosphoprotein. The transcript has 9 exons. Lineage: Eukaryota; Metazoa; Arthropoda; Insecta; Hymenoptera; Formicidae. The record is from RefSeq and is a predicted model, not a curated record. Bases 415 to 2262 code for a protein of 615 amino acids.
ACUCUGGCAAGAAUCUAAGAAGGUUAAAAUUCGUAUAAACACAAUUCAGUUCCAAAGUGUCUUUCCUCGAACGCGGAUGGAUAUAAUACACGGUACACGCGUUUCGUAAUUCUUAGAAAUAAAAAUCAGAUACCUUUCCGCGUUAUAUAUUCAAAUAUCUUAGAUGCAACGUAUUCCUUUAUUUAUUCGUUAUAUUUUAACGGAAAACUGAAGUAGCUGAAUAAUGUGUUUGCUAGGAUAAGUUUCAAGAAAAUAAACCUUGGAAUAAGGCAAAAGGAGAAUCUUAGUGAUUUAAGUGAUAAUAUGUACUAGUACACAAGAGAAAAAUACCGAUCUCUCUGGCAAGGAUCUAAAAAGGUUAAAAUUCGUAUAAACACAAUUCAAAUAGUUCCAAAGUGUCUUUCAGUUGCGAAUAUGAGUCACAAUAACCAACGAAGAAGCGCAUUGUCAUUUAUCGAAGACGGUUCACUUGACGUUGAUCAUAUUUUAGAAUCGGAUCCAUGGAAAAAUAUUGAAAAGUUUGAAAGGAGCGAGGCCGCAUGUAUUGCAAAUGUGUUGAAAGAUUUCGACAACAUGAUUACACAACAGAAGACUCUUAAAGCUCAAACUAGUACGAAAAAAAGUCCGAGAUCCACGAAAAAAUCUCCAAUAAAUUCCCCAAUGAAUGCUUUGAAUUUACCUGGGUCUUCAUCAAGUACGAGUGGUAACGUCAUUGAGAUAGAAACAACAGAAAAUAUAAAGAAGAGAGCUUCAUCAAAAACACCUCGACAAAGAGGCAGUUCUAAGGCGGUCGAGGAAACAAAGUCAAAGGAUUCGACAAUAGAUUUAGCUUCAUCAACUCAAACUACGAAAAAAAAUUCGAGAUCUACGAAAAAAUCACAAAUAAAUUCCCCAAUAAAGGAUUUGACAACGGAUUUACCUGGGACUUCAUCAAGUACGAAUAGCAACGUCAUUAAGACAAAUGCUGCAAUAAAUAUACAUACCACGACAAUGAAAAAAGCUCCAUCAAAAAAACAACAAAAAAGUCCUUCUAAUUAUAAGACAAUCAAAGAAACGGCGUUACCUGAAAUUUCAUCAAGUACCAAUAACAACGUCAUUGAAACAGAAACGACAGUAAAUAAAAAGAAAAGAGCUUCCACAAAACUUCAACAAACUUCUAAAACAAUCGAGAAAAUGACUACGCAAGAACUAUCAUGCGAUAUUGAUAAUGUAAAAGAAGAAACCCAAAAAUUGCUAAAUACCAGUGCCGAUACCACAUUUAAACAGAUAACAAAACAAGGAAUUCUGCAUAAUAUAACAAAUAUUGUCGGAGAAAAUGUAUUAACCAGCACUCCUAAAAGUAAAAUAUCUAAAAUAAUAAGAAAGAGGGCAAAAAAAGCAGAAUCAAUGGCAGAAAAUCAAAAAUCAAAAACAAAAAAUUCUGAAAAUAAAUCAAAGGGAGAGUGCAAAAAAAGACAGAAAAUGUCAAAGAAGAAUACGAAAGAUGAGCAAAACAAUAACGUAAAUAUGAUUGGAGAAGAGAAAAAGACAAAUGAGAAAGUAAAAAAUAAUAAAAAAAAUCAAAAUUCGUCAAAAAAUAAAGUGAAAAAGCAAUGUUGUAUGAAAGUGGAUGUUUCUCUACCGCUUAACAACUUGGAAAAGAACCAUGAAGCAAAAAAAGUCGCUGUAGAAAUAAAUAUAGAGAAAAAUGAAUCUAAAAAAGGCAGCAAAAGAACUAACCAAUUGAAAAAGAACAAUUUAAAAAAAGAAAACUCUGAGAAUAAACUGCAAAACAGCGCUCACUCAAGUAAAUCCUGCAAGUCGCCGCGGGAAAAUAGUACAAAGAAUACAAAAUGUCAAUGCGAAAAAAGUUGCGCCAAACGUUGUGGUAAUCAGUGUUGUUGCAAAGCAAAAGAAGACGUCGGACAAAUGAAACAACAUAAAAAGAAUAUAAAAGCUGCGAAAGCUAUCGAAGGUCUUAGUCGACGUAUAGCAAACGUAAAGACAAAAAUGGAUUGCAUUAAAAACGAUUUAGAAAGCAACGAGUCUUACGAAUCAGACAGCAGUUACAGUGACUCAUCAAACUCGUCACUGUCGUCGUAUUCGACGCAUUCAUCUUCGUCUUAUCUUUCCGAUUCUAACUCAUCCUAUUCGUGCUCGAGUAACUGUAGUUGUUCAUAUUGCCUUAGCGAUGAUUCUUCUAACUCGACUGACUCUUCGUAUUAUAAUGAAACUAAUGAAAGCGACAGCCAACUUGAAACUGCAAGCGAAAAAGAAAAAUAGUCACGGUGAAAUGAGUUGAAAAUGAUAUUGGAAUAUUAGAAUAUUUAAUAAGAAUAAAACUUUAACUUUUUCUACAUGAUUUUAAUUUUGUGUUUUAUAAUUAAAUAAUAAUUGUGUUUUAUAAUUAAUAUAUUAUUUUAAAGAUUAUGUCGUUAUUUGACUAAUUGAUCGUAUCGUUAAAAAACUUCCGAGAGACAAAUUUUAUCUUGCAAAUUCAAUUAGAAAUAAAAUUAUAUAUACAUAUAUAAAUUCCUUAAUAAUAAUAAUCAAAAUAAGAAU